Messenger RNA from Aspergillus puulaauensis, 309 nucleotides. RefSeq lists its product as uncharacterized. The record is from RefSeq and is a predicted model, not a curated record. Lineage: Eukaryota; Fungi; Ascomycota; Eurotiomycetes; Eurotiales; Aspergillaceae. The transcript is spliced from 3 exons. Bases 1 to 309 code for a protein of 102 amino acids.
AUGAAGUUCACGCCAGCCCUCUCCCUUGGCCUCUUCGCCUCCAGCUCCCUCGCGGUCAGCGUUACCCAGAUUAUGAAGGGCGGAGGAACCAACGACCUCCAGAUCCAGACCGAUGGAACCUGCAUCGACCUGUUCCAGGGCACAUACGGCGCCCGUCUGAACGGCGGAGUCACGGGAACCAAGUGUCGCUUCUGGGUUGAUUCGGGAUGCAGUGGCCCGGAAAUUGGGACUAUUUCGACCCAGAAUCCAGAGGUGGAAAUGUCUGACGGCGCGAAUGGCAUCAAGUGCUCCGUGCCUGGCAGUGACUAG